This is a messenger RNA of Fusarium oxysporum Fo47, 1057 nucleotides long. RefSeq lists its product as uncharacterized. The record is from RefSeq and is a predicted model, not a curated record. NCBI's taxonomy places the organism in Eukaryota, Fungi, Ascomycota, Sordariomycetes, Hypocreales, Nectriaceae. Bases 36 to 956 code for a protein of 306 amino acids. The transcript has a single exon.
CCUUAUUCUACAAAUCUAACAAAAACUUCUAAUCCAUGGAAGACACGAGGGAAAACCUUAACCGCUGGGCUCUCGUAUCCUCACUCUACGGCCCCGGCACCUUCUGGAGCUGGCUCAUCAUCGUAGCCUCCGUCUUCAUAAGCUGGGCCAUCAACCCGGUCACAAAACGCUUGGACUCAAUCACAAACGACACAAUCGCAGCGCUCACACUACCUGUGGUCGCAGCUGCAGAUGCACUCUACCAACUUGCCAAAUAUGAUCGACCUGAUCGUCCACGUUUGUUGUUGAGCCAUUCGCCAGAGGACAUCCAACUCGUCGCUGCGCUUGAAGCCCCGCUUGCUAUCUGCGAAGUCUACGUUGUGCUGGCUAUUUUCCUCCAUAGCGCUGCGUCGAGGAGAUAUCAGUGGAAGCGGGUGGGCUGCGUUACUCUUUCGACUCUUUUGUGCUUUUCGCCGCAGUUGGUUAUCUUCUUUACAUAUCCUGAUCUUCCUGUCUCGAGGAGCACAUUCGCUCGACCGUUUCUUUUCAACUUUGUUCUGGCUUUGGGGUUUAUAUCGGGGAUCAUGGCUAUCAUGACUGGUGUGUCGAUUGUUCGGACUGUUGUUGUUACAAUGUAUCGCAGCGCCAAGCCUUAUAGCACUGAAGGCCAAGACUCGUCUAAGGAAAGGCGCAGCGGGUUUGAGAAAUGGUCGAAUAUAUUCGCGGCAGUUCUCAUCGCAAGCAUCAUCUCGAUUGUCAAAUAUGGGUUUAUUGGCAAUACACAGUACUUUGCUGGAAGGGUGCUCGGAUACCAGACUCGCAUAAUGAGAUUUACACCGAAGAGUAACGUCUCUCUGACUGAUUUGGAUCAGAUUGUUGCGCUGGCUGGUGGAGCGUUUACUUUUGCGUUCAGUAUAUAUGAUGCUGCGAAGGGGUGGCGAUUGUCAUCCAGCUCUCGAAUUGGAAAUCAUGGUUAGGCCAGUGCGGCUCAUCAGAUUAAUGCAGUUGUAGAGUUCCUUUGAUAUCCUGAAUCUGAGACAACGUUGACUAGGUCUCGGGCUUACAUGAGAUGUAGGGG